This is a messenger RNA of Dinoponera quadriceps, 1563 nucleotides long. RefSeq lists its product as uncharacterized. The record is from RefSeq and is a predicted model, not a curated record. Bases 1 to 1563 code for a protein of 520 amino acids. NCBI's taxonomy places the organism in Eukaryota, Metazoa, Arthropoda, Insecta, Hymenoptera, Formicidae. The transcript is spliced from 2 exons.
AUGGAGCGGCUGAUACUGUUCUUGCUGUCACCGGUAAUUUUCGCUGAGCCACUUAAAAUCAACGAUCCUAACGACGAGCCGUUUCUACCGAUAUACCCCAGCUACCCUUACAACCCUAAGCUAAUCAAACGGGGCGCCGAGCGAGAAUUAGUAUCGCAAUUAACGCCCGGGUCCUACGAAGCGCCGAAGGAAGAUGCGAGGGAUCCCUACGGCACCGGCUACAGCGACAAUUACCAAAGAGACUCCUACUACCCCAAUUAUGACCCCUAUCCUAAAAAUACCUCGCCCUCACCCACCUACAUGUACUACAACGAGGAUCCAUACGCGUACACCGGCUCGCCAUACGCGACCUACAACCCGUAUCCUACGCCGUACACGGUGAAUCCUGCGGCGUAUCCGACGUCCUCGUAUCCGGACUACUAUUACCAGCCAUCCUAUUACUAUCCUCAUUACUACAAUCACGCGCUAUUUCCGCCGCCGCCGAUGCCGCCGCCGCCACCGCCGUCAGAAAGCGUCGAUUAUCACGAGACGUCGCAGGAUCCUGCCGAGACGGAGGACGACAAGCGGGACAAGGAGAACUGGGGCAAGAAGACGAAGGAGGACGAGAUGGGUCAAAACGCGUCGGCGGGCCAGUUCGUAGACGGCGGAAACUACAUAUCCGGCAACACGAGGGAUCUCGACGUGCAGUCUAGCACGUACAAAGUAGCCAGCCCGUACAAUCAACUGGAGAAAGACGUUCGGCCGGAGAGCCCGUCGAUUCCCUUACCGAAGACGACGUACAGGGUGAUCAGCGUGGCGGGACAGCCAGUUGCUCCGGACUACCCGUUGCCCGCGCAGUACGUCAAGGCUCAGCAAAUGGAGCAGCUGAUGAGCGACACGUUCGCCACGUUAUUAGCACAGAACGUGCAACAGCAAACGGAUCACCCUUACAGUAAGGACACUCUGAGUGGCGUCAACGACGAAUCGCACGGCAACCAGGACACCUACAACCCGAAUACAUCGCACUCGGAUACAGACGCACAGCCGUACGUGGCCGGCGUAAGAACCAAGGCCGGUGGUGCGGCUUACGUGGUAAACUCCGAGGGUAUCGCGAAAGUCAACGGGGAAGGGGCGAGUCCUCAGGUGUCCUCGUCUCAAAUCACUUCGAGUAAAAAUACCAAGUACCCCGGUAACCUGUACAUACGGAAGCCGGCGACGCAAACGACCCUGGAGCUCUCCAAAACAACGUACGUUCCGCAACAAAGCAAACGCAGCAAGCAACAUCGCGAUCGAGUGGUCGACAGUCAGCCGGCCGAUCAGUCGGGCGAAUACGACGCUUAUGACGCCUUGCAAAGUUACACCAGCACCCUGAGUCCGUUCGGGAACAAGCGGGAACAGAGUUACAGGAAGCAUCAGAAACAAGCGGACUCGUAUCGGAGUAAGGAUUUCGUCGCCUCCCCUCAGCUACCCCAAGCUUACAGCUAUCAGUACUCGUCUUACGAAACGGAUCAGCCGCGGCAGCUACAAGACAGCGUAAAGUCGGCCGACGGCAAUUUCGGAGUUAAGCGGUAUAACAAGAGCUGA